This is a messenger RNA of Xenopus laevis (African clawed frog), 763 nucleotides long. RefSeq lists its product as uncharacterized. NCBI's taxonomy places the organism in Eukaryota, Metazoa, Chordata, Amphibia, Anura, Pipidae. The record is from RefSeq and is a predicted model, not a curated record. The transcript is spliced from 5 exons. The coding region runs from base 30 to 698 and encodes 222 amino acids.
CUAUAUUCAAUUUCCCUCUCUUCAGGCAAAUGGAGACCCAACUUCAGCUGCUCUGCACAUUUUUUUUACUUGCCUUGCUUCAGCUCUCUGAGAAAACAAAUGGCAGUAAUAAUAAUAAUGAUGUGCUGAAAGUGGAACAGCCUGAGCGCCUGACAGCUGAAGUUGGAGGGUCAGUGACUAUCAAUUGUACCUUUGUUAAUAAGAACUACGCUUUCUCUGUCACAUGGUCAGUUUGUGAGGAAGCAACAGACCUCAAGAAUCAUUCAUGUUUCAAACAGAGAGUGUGGUUUGAGGAUGAAUACCACCGGAUAAUUACCAUUAGCAACCUGACAGAGAAUGAUUCUGCCAAAUACUGCUGCAGUGUCGAAUCUAGUAACAAGAAAGAGGCUGGAAAAGGAACCAUUGUGCAUGUGAUGCAAAAACAAUGUGCAACAGAAACUUGGACAAAAGAAAAAUGGUUAAUAAUCCAAUACAUCGUUAUAGGAUUUGAAGCUUUUGUUAUUAUUCUCCUGCUGGCAUUGCUUAAAAGAGCUCACAUUCAAAAUUCUUCUGAUGACAGAUUCAAGGUUAAAGGGAAGCAAGAACUACAGACAGACAUUCAUUAUGCUGAAAUAUGCAAGGAGCGACUCCAGCCCCAGCCAAGGGGCAGGCGUGCAGAGGAAAUGAUAACCUAUGCAUCUGUUGCAAUGCAGAAAUGAUGAUGUCAUAUAUGUGUUUUUGCUAAGAGAACUGAAUUAAACAACUGUGAUACAGAACAAUUUUA